Molecule: messenger RNA, 2637 nt
Organism: Cynocephalus volans (Philippine flying lemur)
Lineage: Eukaryota; Metazoa; Chordata; Mammalia; Dermoptera; Cynocephalidae
Product: pleckstrin homology domain-containing family M member 1-like
Exons: 6
Coding region: 480-1145 (221 amino acids)
Source: RefSeq, a predicted model, not a curated record
UGGCGGCUGCACUGGUCGUGCUGCUGGCUCUUUCGCUGUUCGGUGGCUGAGGAGACUCCGCGACCGGGACGGCGCUGGAGGUGAGAGGAAAGCCUGGAGUUCGUGGGGUUGGCGGCAGUGCUUGGGAGUGAAGUCCCCGAGGUAUCGGAGGGCUCUGUGGGUUCUCAAGCAGAGCUGUCCCCCAGGUGUCCCAGAGGUGCUUCUGUCCUGGUGUCUGGAAGAACCCAGAGGAGGGGGCCUGAGACCUCAGGGAGUGGCUGGAAAGCCAGAGACGUGUCCUGGAACCCAGAGCCAGGGAAACCGAACACCUUCUGUGUCAGCAUCGUUGAUUGGAGACUGUGAAUGUAAAAAGAGAAGUCCCAGGACAGAAGCCAGGUGAGAGAAGACACAUCAUCUCAGAAUUGGAGCAUCUGAUCUUUGUCAACACAGACGUGGGCCGCUGCCGGGCGUGGCUGCGGCUGGCCCUCAACGACGGCCUGAUGGAGUGCUACCUGAAACUGCUCCUCCACGAGCAGGCCCAGCUGUGCGAGUACUAUCAGCCCACAGCCCUGCUUCGAGACGCCGAGGAGGGUUCAGAGGACAUAGAAGUCCAGCACUCGGGCCAUAAGAUCCAGCAGAGUAGGAAGCUCACUGCCUCCUCGCUCAGCCUGGACACAGCCGGUUCGUCACAGCUGUUCUGCAGCCUAAACUCUGAUAGCUGCCUACUCCAAGAGAAUGGCUCCAAGAGUCCAGACCAUUCCGAGGAGCCCAUGUCCUAUGACUCAGACCUGGGUAUAGCCAAUGCUGAUGAUUCAGACCGAUCUCUUCAAGAGGUGUUGUCGGAAUUCAGCAAAGCCCAGGUAAACUCUGUGCCAACCAACAGACUGAGCCAAGAAUUGGAGCUUCCCACUCUCCAAACCUUGCUGUCCCACCACGGCCUCGACACCAACACACACCAACACACACCGGCAGAGCUCCUUCCUGCCCAAGCAUCCUCUGGGCCUCGCGAUGGUGGCCACAAGCAGCAGCUGCUUUCCCAGGUGCCUGGCACUCUGGAUUUGCAGCAGCCAGGCACUGCCCCAGCUGUCCCUGCAGGGAGCCAGGCCAGCAGCCUUCUAGUACCAGGAGAGUCAACGGAGUGGCCUGCAGAAGGCCCUGGAGGAUGACAGAGCUGGGCCGAAGCUUGUGGUUUCCUCACCCACCAGCCCGGUGAGUGGGGCAAGCUGUUCGUCAUGGAGAAAUGUCUCCAAGCUGAUGCAGGGUUUCUCCAGCUAGUGACCCCGAGUGGUCUCUGCCUUCUCCCCAUAGCCUUCCCAUCCUUGUGUGGGGGAGUGUUAAUAGCAUUGAAACGAUGGUGCUGAUGUGUCUUGGUGGGUGAGUAGUGGAAAUAAGCCAGGCACUUUGCUGGUCACUUCCCAUAGUCUCCUGUCGUCUUCACAUUGACCCUGUGAAGAAGGUCAGUCCCAUCUGACCGCAGUCUUGGCCCUUAACUAAUCUCAGUCACCAACAUAUAAGGCCUUAGGCAAGUCACUUCACCUCUCUCUGCCUCAGUUUCCUCCUUAGUACUUAUUAUUAAAUUAAUAUUUUCAAAAAUACCAGGCUUUGAAAAUACUCACUUUAUGACAUGAACUGGGUUUUAGAACUGCUCUGUCUGGUGUGGCAGCUACUAGCUAUACUUGGCUAUUGAGCACUUAAAAUGUGGCUAGUCCAAAUUAAUUGAGAUGUGCUGUGUAAAAUAAGCACUGGGUUUUGACAACUUAGUGUGAAAAAAAGAAUGUUAAAUCUCAUUAAUAAUUUUUUAUUGAUCACAUGUUAAAAUGAAAAUAUUUUUGAUAUAUUGAGUUAGAUAAAAUGUAUUAUUAAAAUUAAUUUCACCUGUUUCUUUUUACUUUAUUUUUGUUUUUUGGUCACUGGCUGGUACCAGAAUGCAAACCCUUGACCUUGGUGUUACCAACACAGCACUCUAUCUGAGCUAACCAGCAAGCCCAUCUUUUUAGUUUUUUUAAUGUGGCUACUAGAACAUUAAAAAUUACAUAUGUGGCUGGCAUUGUAUUUCUGUUGGACAGAACUGUUCUAGAAUAAGCCAAUACAGUCUGUUGAAAACCCCAGGAAGCCAGUCCUGGGCAUCUCCUUGAGAGAGCCAUGGUUGGAGAGGCUUGAGAACUCUUAGCCCAAUGAAGUGGCAGUCAAAGGCUGUGAACUCCAGCUCUUUACCUUUUUCAUUUAUGCUUGUGUGGCCUUUGAAGUUUCUCCGACAAAGUUAUUGACUUUUAUUGAGUGUCAGUAGGAAAGGUACGUGUGCGGUAUCCACCCCUUCUGUAAUUGGAGCCCCACCUGCCUAGCCAGGGCAGGGAGACCUACAGAGAAAGUGCACAGGAGGGAAGGCGAGAGUGUGGGUCAAGGUUCGUGCCAAGCUGAAGGGAGAGAGAAUGAAUACCUUUAUAGGUUUGGGUGCCUCUGACUCCUUAUCUCUCUGGGUUUCACAGUUACACUGUACCAAGGAGGGUCAAGGAGAGUAGAAGUGGGAAUUUGUAUGCUCAUGUGCACAGGACACACAAUGCCAGCGUUUAUCCCAGCUGUGGGCUGGGGCUCACAGUGGGAUAUAGUCUUGCUUUUUCAAAUCCAUCUGUGCUCAUCUCUCCUUUGGGUGGUAGCUUC